AUGUCUUUGAACAGCAUCAAUGACCGGAUGAAUCCACAAGAACUGGACUACACGCGAUCGAGCCUUUUCCUUGCUCUAAGAGGGCUGCACGAACAAGGCUGCAAUUACUAUAACACCAGGACAAUAUACUACAUUCUUAAGAACCAGCUUCGACCUGAAGAAGCACGACUCUCACAUGGGUUGGACGACCCAGAGACGGCGUCUGAUGAGAAACCCAGUCUGGAUAGUGAGAUUCAAUCAGCGUGGACUCCCCGCAUCGUUGAUAUAUCAGAUGACCCGGUUAUAGAGGAGUUGUCGAAGUUGGCGAAACAGUUCUUGACCCUCGACUCAGGCGAGCAGAGCGAUUAUGAGACAGGUAACAAUUCGCCUUUGUCGACGUGAAAUAUACAGACGCGCGUUUGCAUUUCUUGACGAUAUAGACCCAUGGCUCAACCACUCGUCGUGUGAGUGCAAGUACGCAAAAUGCUCUCAGCGCCGUGGCGCAUGCUUCAGGGCUUUAACGGGUUAUGGCUUGUCAGAUCUUCAGUAAACAAGACAAUAGUGCUCUCAAAUCCAUACCCAUAAAGAUCCGCCGCUGUUUGCCCAGUACUUUACUUUUACUGGCGUGUGAGGGCACUGUAGGCAGGCGAUCAGAUAUGGGACGAAUAGGCGUAUAUUGGG
Macroventuria anomochaeta is the source of this 660-nucleotide messenger RNA. RefSeq lists its product as uncharacterized. Bases 1 to 381 code for a protein of 126 amino acids. Lineage: Eukaryota; Fungi; Ascomycota; Dothideomycetes; Pleosporales; Didymellaceae. The record is from RefSeq and is a predicted model, not a curated record. The transcript has a single exon.